Messenger RNA from Phlebotomus argentipes, 2203 nucleotides. RefSeq names its product moesin/ezrin/radixin homolog 2 (gene Mer). Gene Ontology annotation, molecular function: cell adhesion molecule binding; actin binding. Gene Ontology annotation, cellular component: plasma membrane; adherens junction; cytoskeleton. The coding region runs from base 212 to 2005 and encodes 597 amino acids. Lineage: Eukaryota; Metazoa; Arthropoda; Insecta; Diptera; Psychodidae. The transcript has 5 exons. Gene Ontology annotation, biological process: regulation of gliogenesis; positive regulation of protein localization to early endosome; regulation of cell shape. The record is from RefSeq and is a predicted model, not a curated record.
AUGAAAUAAAAACUCAAGUGCCUAUUUUUUGUGGUGCCUUUUUAUCAAGAAAUAUCCGGGAAAUUGCCUUAAUACCGUGUUAAUUGGAGUGCAGGCAGUGUCCCGAGGGAGUGGCGCACACGUGUGGUGUGAAGGAGUGCCGCUGGAGUCCAGGCAGAGAGCAUGAUUGCGGUGUGGCGGAGGACUUGAGAACGCGAUCGAGGAUUGGAAUAUGGUCGAUAUUCUGAAGAUGCGCCCCUUCCGUCGAAAGAAGUCGAAGAAGCAACUCCCCGUGAAGGUGAUCACGUUCGAUUCCGAGCUGGAAUUCCACCUGGAGCACCGCGCCACGGGGCAGUUCCUGUUUGAGCUGGUGUGCCAGACGAUUGGUCUGCGCGAGACGUGGUACUUUGGGCUGCAGUACGAGGACUCCAAGGGGAAUCUGUCGUGGCUGAAGAUGGACAAGAAGGUGCUGGAUCAGAGCGUGAAUUUGUCCAGCGACGGCGGAUGUGUGUUCAUGUUCUAUGCCAAAUUCUUCCCGGAGAACGUGAACGAGGAGCUGGUGCAGGAGAUCACGCAGCACCUGUUCUUUUUGCAAGUGAAGCAGGGUAUUCUCUCUAUGGACAUCUACUGCCCACCAGAAGCGUCCGUCCUGCUCGCCUCGUACGCCGUUCAAGCGAAGUACGGCGACUUCGAUGAAGAGAACUGCAAACCAGGACUGCUGGCCAGUGAAAAUCUCCUGCCGCAGCGCGUUAUCGAUCAGUAUCAGAUGACACCGCGAAUGUGGGAGGAUCGCAUCAAGAUCUGGUACUCAGACCACAAGGGAAUGUCGAGGGAUGAGGCGGAGAUGGAGUAUCUGAAGAUCGCCCAGGAUCUCGACAUGUACGGCGUGAAUUACUUCCCGAUAACGAACAAGAAGAACACCGAACUCUGGCUCGGCGUCACAGCGAUGGGGUUGAAUAUUUACGAGAAGAACAACAAAUUGCAGCCACGGACGACAUUUCAGUGGUCAGAGAUUCGUCACAUUGGCUUCGAUGACAAGAAAUUCACGAUAAAGCCCGUGGACAAUAAAUCGCCGAACUUCAUCUUCAUCUCGCAGAAGCUGCGCAUAAACAAGCUGAUACUGGACUUGUGCGUGGGGAAUCACGAUCUGUUCAUGAGGCGUCGGAAGCCGGACACGAUGGAGAUUCAGCAGAUGAAGGCGCAGGCCAAGGAGGAGAAGCAGCGGCGGCAGAUUGAGCGCAAUAAGCUGUCCAGGGAGAAGCAAUUGAGAGAACAAGCAGAGCGUGAGAAGGCGAAUCUGGAGCAGCGCCUGAUGCAGCUUCAGGAUGAGAUGCAGAAUGCCAGUGAAGCUCUCAGACGCUCAGAAGAGGCGGCAGAGAUUUAUGCGGAGAAGAGUCGAGUGAAUCAAGAGCAAAUGAUCCUCACGGAGCACAAGGCGCACACCUUCAAGCAGGAGAUGAACCGUCUGAGAGAGACGGCACUCAAAACUGAGAAGGAGAAGGGCGAUCUGGAGAAGAGAAUCAGAGAUACGGAGUUCUUUGUGGCCAAACUCACGGAGGAGAAGGAGAAACGCUCUGCAGAGGCGGACAAGCUGAAGAAGGAACUCAUGUACGCGCGAGCAGCCGAAAGGGAUGCGACGCAGAAGCUUCUAUCAUUCCUCAGUCGCUCAGUCAGCCAGAGCUCGCCGUCCGUCGAGCCCUCGAUUAGCGGCAGCGACGUGACGGAGUCGCAGAUCCUGGACGUCGAGCUGUGCCACUAUGACGUGAUCGCGGGCGGCGACAUGGAGGAGAUCGACCGAGAGAUUGAGAAGGAGAGGGUUGAGUGCCUCGAGAAGUCGAAGCAAGUGCAGCAUCAGCUGCGGGAGUUGCGCACGGAGAUCGAGCUGCUGAAGAUCCAAGAGAAUCAGUGCGUGCUGGACAUCAUAAAUGCUGAACAGCUGCGCCAGGGCGAAACCAAGUACUCAACGCUGAAGAAGCUCAAGUCCGGCUCCACGAAGUCACGCGUGGCGUUCUUCGAGGAGCUGUGAGUGGCUGAGAAGAUGCUCUCUCUGGUGCGAUCAUGUGCCUUGUCCAUAUAUUUCAUUUUGUACAUUCUCUACAAAAUAACUGCAAGAGAUAUUUUGACUAACUGCAAGUCUUCGAUACUAGAGCUAAAUUAUUUUUGUAUACUCCUCUCAUUUGUCCCGCGAAACCCCAUUCAUGGUAUAAUAAUUUUCCAUCGCGAC